Molecule: messenger RNA, 2563 nt
Organism: Rhagoletis pomonella (apple maggot)
Lineage: Eukaryota; Metazoa; Arthropoda; Insecta; Diptera; Tephritidae
Gene: ND-75
Product: NADH-ubiquinone oxidoreductase 75 kDa subunit, mitochondrial
Exons: 9
Coding region: 118-2328 (736 amino acids)
Biological process (GO): ATP synthesis coupled electron transport
Cellular component (GO): membrane
Molecular function (GO): NADH dehydrogenase (ubiquinone) activity; iron-sulfur cluster binding
Source: RefSeq, a predicted model, not a curated record
UAGUUGAACUGUCAGUGGACAUAUGGACUUGGGCAAAAUAUCUUCAUAAAAAAAAUACAAUCGGACGUCUCUGUUAUUUUUCUGUCUUCAGAAAACCUUUAAAUACCUUUGGAAAACAUGUUUCGCGCGCCGCUUACCAAGGUCUUACAAGGAAGCUUCGGUUCACCGACACAUCGGAUUGCAAGUAAAGCGAUUCGCACCAGCGCUGUGGUGGCACAAACACCAGCAAAAGCACCAGAAAAAAUAGAAGUAUUUGUUGAUGACGUCCCCGUAAAAGUUUUGCCCGGAACAACUGUCCUGCAGGCAUGUGCUCUGGUCGGUGUAGAAAUUCCGCGUUUUUGUUAUCAUGAACGCCUGGCUGUUGCAGGCAACUGUCGGAUGUGUCUGGUUGAAGUUGAAAAAAGUCCUAAGCCAGUAGCAGCAUGUGCCAUGCCAGUAAUGAAGGGUUGGCGCAUAAAGACUGACUCGGAAAUGACAAGAAAGGCUCGUGAAGGCGUGAUGGAAUUUCUUCUUAUGAAUCAUCCACUAGAUUGUCCAAUUUGCGAUCAGGGCGGUGAAUGCGAUCUUCAAGAUCAGGCAAUGGCGUUUGGAUCAGAUCGUUCUAGAUUUACUGACAUAAACCAUACCGGCAAAAGAGCCGUUGAAGAUAAAAAUCUUGGACCCUUGGUCAAAACUGUCAUGACUCGAUGCAUUCACUGUACACGUUGUGUGCGCUUUGCUUGUGAAGUAGCUGGUGUUGAAGAUCUUGGUACGACUGGACGUGGCAAUGAUAUGCAAAUAGGAACCUAUGUUGAAAAAUUAUUCCUCUCCGAGCUCUCAGGAAAUGUUAUCGAUUUAUGCCCCGUGGGCGCUUUAACAAGCAAACCCUAUAGUUUCGUGGCUCGCCCAUGGGAAAUUCGCAAAGUUAGCAGUAUUGAUGUUUUGGAUGCUAUAGGAAGCAAUAUUGUAGUAAGCACACGUACAAACGAAGUGCUCCGAAUCGUACCACGCGAAAACGAAGAUAUAAAUGAAGAAUGGCUUGCUGAUAAAUCACGUUUCGCCUGCGAUGGUUUGAAGCGGCAACGUUUAGUUGCUCCCAUGGUUCGCAUGCCGAAUGGUGAAUUACAAGCCGUAGAGUGGGAGGGCGCAUUAAUAUCUGUUGCUAAAGCUAUUAAAAACGCCAAAGGCGCUGUAUCUGCGGUAGCUGGUCAACUAGCUGAUGUUGAAGCUCUUGUUGCUCUAAAAGAUUUAUUAAACCGAAAUGGCGCUGAAACUCUUUGCACGGAACAAAGCUUAAAUAUUAAAGGCGCCGGUUCAGAUUUGCGUUCAAACUAUGUUUGCAAUUCCACCAUAGCAGACCUUGAAGAAGCAGACGCUGUCCUACUCAUCGGCACUAAUCCGCGAUAUGAAGCUCCCUUAAUUAAUACACGAUUACGCAAAUCUUACAUCAAUAAUGAAAUGGACAUUGCUUCUAUUGGUCCCAAAAUAGAUCUGUCAUACGACCAUGAGAAUUUGGGCGAAGACGCUGGUCUAAUAAGUCAAAUUUGUAGCGGUGGACAUCCCUUUUCAAAAAUUUUGGAAAGCGCUAAGAAACCUGCAAUUAUACUCGGAGCAGAUUUGUUGGAAAGAGCUGAUGCAGCUGGCAUACAUGCAACUGUCUCUUCAUAUUGCAAAAAGUUAAAUAAACAGGGUUGGAACUCAUUUAAUGUUCUGCAAAACAAUGCAGGCCAGACUGGUGCUCUUGACGUAGGUUAUCAACCCGGCGUUCAAGCUGCCCUAAAGUCUCAGCCAAAAGUUCUCAUAUUGCUUAAUGCUGAUGCUGGAAAAAUUACUCGAGAAAAGCUACCCAAAGAUUGUUAUGUUAUUUAUAUUGGACAUCAUGGCGAUAAUGGCGCAUCAAUUGCUGACGCGGUACUCCCUGGCGCAGCUUAUACCGAAAAGCAGGCAACUUUCGUCAAUACAGAGGGUCGGGCACAACAAACACUAGCCGCGGUGUCACCACCAGGUAUGGCACGUGAAGACUGGAAAAUUUUGAGGGCAUUGUCCGAGGUUUUAGGCACACCUUUACCUUAUGAUAACUUGGAUGAAUUAAGGAAUCGCAUCGAAAACAUAGCACCACAUUUGCUACGUUUGGGAAAAUUGGAAUCAUCGACGUUCGGAGGCUUGAACGAGCAGUUGGGCGUUUCAAAGUCAAUUGAUAAUACAAAAAUUGACGUGAAGCAAAAGAAAUUGCAAGAAUAUUUUAUGACUGAUCCCAUUUCUCGAGCCUCUCCAACAAUGGCUAGAUGCGUUCGUGAUGUUUCCGGCGAGGAGGCAAAGGAGCAACAUAGAAAGGAAGCUACAUGCUAAAUAUUCAGUGAUAAAGGAUAUAAUCAAUACUUAGCUACAUAAUCAGUCUUUAAAACGCUAAUGUUAAAAUUACGGAUUUUAUUCUCUCUACAAAACCGAGAAGAACAAUUUGUUCGAUAUUUACUAUAUUUGUUAUUGUCUAAAGCAAGUUUAUUUCAAGAAAAAAUAGCAACAGUUCCAGAAAGAAUAUUAUAAUAUAUGUAUGUAUGCAGAUAAAAACUAGAUAACUAAUGAA